Messenger RNA from Condylura cristata (star-nosed mole), 3420 nucleotides. RefSeq names its product DEAD (Asp-Glu-Ala-Asp) box polypeptide 51 (gene DDX51). The record is from RefSeq and is a predicted model, not a curated record. Gene Ontology annotation, cellular component: nucleus. The transcript is spliced from 14 exons. Gene Ontology annotation, molecular function: ATP binding; nucleic acid binding. NCBI's taxonomy places the organism in Eukaryota, Metazoa, Chordata, Mammalia, Eulipotyphla, Talpidae. The annotation marks the transcript as partial.
CCGCCGAAGAAGCGGCAAAAGGCGGACGGCGGGGACGCGGGGGACCCGGGGGCGGUCCCAGAGCCGGUCCCGGAGCCGGUCUCGGAGCCAGCCUCGGAGCCCACGCCCAGUCCGCUCAGUCUGUGCAGCGCGGAGAGCCGCGAAGAGGCGCCAGGGCCGGGCGCCCUGGUCGGAAGGCCCACAGAGGAGGUCCCGUCCCCCGCCCCCGGCUUGGUCCUCGGAGGCUUCGGGCGAACCAGGACGCCGAAGGUCCAGCCUUUUCUGCCAGCUUGGCUGGCCAAGCCCAGCUGUGUGGGGAAGAGUGUCACCGAAGGCCUGGUGCCUGUGGCAGACAUCCCCGAAGUGCACCCUGAGCUGCAGAAGAAGCUGCGGGCACAGGGCAUCUCAUUCUACUUUCCAGUCCAGGCAGCAGUGAUCCCUGUGCUCCUGCAGACUGCAGCCAGCGGGUUUCUGGUGGGCAGGGGCGGCUACCGGCCCAGCGACCUCUGUGUUUCUGCCCCAACUGGCAGUGGGAAGACACUUACCUUUGUCCUCCCUGUGGUACAGGCCCUGCUGCCUCGUGCUGUGUGCCAGGUCCGUGCCCUGGUGGUGCUGCCUACCAAGGAGCUGGCCCAGCAGGUAAGCAAAGUCUUCAAUAUCUACACGGAUGCCACUCCUCUGCGGGUUGCCCUGGUCACUGGACAGAAGUCACUGGCCAAGGAGCAGGAGAGCCUCGUCCAGAAGACAGUGGAUGGCUUCCGUUGCCUGGCAGACAUCGUGGUGGCCACACCAGGUCGCCUGGUGGACCACAUCGACCAGACCCCAGGAUUCAGCCUCCAGCAGCUUCGCUUCUUGAUCAUCGAUGAAGCUGACCGCAUGCUUGACAGCAUGCACCAGUCCUGGCUGCCGCGGGUGGUAGCAGCAGCCUUCCCAAGUACGGGUACCAAGGAUCCCCUGGCUCUGCUCCAGCGAAGGCAGACCCCAACUGUGACUGCUGCCAGCACUUGCCACCCCCAGAUGCCCCUGCAGAAGCUGCUUUUCUCGGCUACGCUAACCCAGAACCCUGAGAAACUGCAGCAGCUUGGCCUCUACCAACCUCGGCUCUUCUCUGCUGGCCUGGCACACAGCGGCCCCAGAGACACAGGGGAUGAGGACCUGGGAGGGAAGUAUGCCUUCCCCACAGGGCUCAUGCAUCACUAUGUGCCUUGUCGUCUGCGCUUCAAGCCACUGGUCAUCUUGCACCUGAUCCUGGAGAUGAACUUCUCAAGGGUCCUCUGCUUUACCAACUCUCGUGAGAAUUCCCACAGGCUCUUCCUGCUUGUCCAGGCUUUCGGGGGUGUGACAGUGGCUGAAUUCUCCUCCCGCUACGGGCCUGGCCAGAGGAAAGCUAUCUUGAAGCAGUUUGAGCAGGGGAAGAUCCGGCUCCUCAUCAGCACAGACGCAGUGGCCCGUGGCAUCGACGUGCAAGGUGUGCAACUGGUGAUCAACUAUGAUGCGCCUCAAUAUCUGCGGACCUACGUGCAUCGGGUUGGACGGACAGCACGUGCUGGGAAGAGUGGACAAGCCUUCACACUGCUCCUAAAAGUGCAGGAGAGGCGGUUUCUCCGGAUGCUGGCAGAAGCUGGGGUGCCUGAGCUGGAGCGCCACGAGGUCCCCAGCCACUGCCUACAGCCGCUGGCCCCUCAGUAUGAGGUGGCCCUGGCCCAGCUGGAGCAGGCUGUCAAGGAGGAGCGAAGUCUGAAGGCAGCCUAGAUGGGCUCAGAGCACAGGCGGCCAGGACGGAGCUGGCCUGCAUCCCAAGGAGCGGCGCCUGUCUUAGCCUGCAGGAAAGCCCCAUGUGCCGGACACUGGCUGAGCGAGCAGACUGCAGUCUCUUGGUUCCAGAGGUGGAAGGCUCACCUUCUAGGCCCUGCCAGAUGGGUGAUGGGAGGGUCAGCCUCUAGCAGGGCUGUGCUUUCUAGUCAGCACCAUCCCAGGGCUGGCGGAUAUCACUGUGGGGUUAGCUGUAGUGGGGUCAACUUGAUCUGCUGACCUCCCUGGUGACGGUGUCCAUGUUCUGCAUUUGAAGGGCGGCCCCCGGCUGACCCACAUGCUCCUUGUCCUUCCUGUGUGCCCUCACGGGCGUGGUGUUACUGAACUGAGGGCCCAGCUGUGGGAUCCCGUCACCCUAGGGUGUCUUCAUCAUGGUGGGCGACAUGGGCUCAGGGCCUCCACUGCUGAUGUUACGCAGGUGCCUUCAGAACUCAUGUGAGAACAUUAAAUAAAAUACACUCAGAAACAGGCAGGAACCCAACACUUGCUCUCUGCCUGGAGGAUGUCGCCUGCCCUGUUGAAGGAACAGAAACACUGCGGCAUGGCCUGAGCAGAUGUGGCUGGUUGUCCAUGGGGUCUUCCUGUGGGUCCAGGGGCUGCUGGCCUUGUGGCCCCUAGAGCCUGUGGAGCUGGGGUGCCCUUACUGCCCUCAUGCCUAAGUGCUUCUCUCUCAGGUGGGCCAGGGGCUCAGCAUCACCGUGCUCCUGCCCUCUCCCCUGCCUGGGUCGCUGCUGCCUGUGGGGAUGGUCACUGCUACCACUCUGCCACCCAGGAUGUGCCCAGGCCUGCUGUUGGCAGUGAGGCCUGUGCUGUGGGCAGGCAUGUGGUGGGCCUCUGGGGUAUGUGUCAGCUGUAUAUUGGUGGGUUGGGUGCACCCUGCAACUGGUGAUACCCUGCUGGCAACUCCUCCCCUAUGGGACCGUCCCUGGGUCCCAGAGUGGGACUCUUAGGCCCUAGCUGCAAACCAGCCACUGCCACUGAGUUACAUGGGAGGGGAUGAAUUGCAGGCUGCAGAGGUCAGGCCCUAUGCUGGGAUGGGAGUGCAGGGCAAGCAGUCCCUGGCUGUCCUCCAAGUCAGACAUGGCUGCAGUGGGUAUCUGGCGCAGCCGGUUGUGAGUGGACGGGGGUGGUGGGUGGGGUGGGGAAGCCAGCGUUGGCACCCUGUGUGGGGUGGGCACCACGUGGCUGGCGUGGGCCAGGAGCUGCUAGGACAAGGAUGCUGCUCCAGCUGGAAAGCUGAUUACAGAUGUGAGCUGUCCCUGCAUGUCUGCACUCCCCCCUCCCCCAGGCACACUGGUGUCCAAGGUCAGGAGAUGGUGGGUUCAAUGACAACAGCCAAGUCGUUGUUGACAAUGACUGACCGUGGUGAUAGCCACCCAGGGCACAGGACCCCAAGCUUGCCAGGGAAUCCCGAGUUAGGUGGGCAGGGAAUACCAGGGCAGGGCUGUGGCUCUGGGGACCACAUGGCACAGCUGGGAGAACCAGGUCAGGCAUUGUCUUGACCCCCCACUCAUGCGCCUGUCACCUACAAAGCAGAACAUGCUUGUUGGAAAGACCAGUCCUGCAUGAGACACACUAUCAUGGGACCUAGGACCUGAAAAUAAACAGCAAAAACAAAUGCCAGGGUGA